Tilletiaria anomala UBC 951 is the source of this 2633-nucleotide messenger RNA. RefSeq names its product sphingomyelin phosphodiesterase. Lineage: Eukaryota; Fungi; Basidiomycota; Exobasidiomycetes; Georgefischeriales; Tilletiariaceae. The transcript is spliced from 3 exons. Gene Ontology annotation, molecular function: sphingomyelin phosphodiesterase activity. The record is from RefSeq and is a predicted model, not a curated record. The coding region runs from base 368 to 2287 and encodes 639 amino acids. Gene Ontology annotation, biological process: sphingomyelin catabolic process.
UCGGCAUUACUGCAAGUAGCGGCAAACACUUGCCAGAUACCUUUCGGCCCCAACAGGCAACUCAACCGCAUCCCCCCCCAGUCUGCACUGAGCAGGCACAAGGCAAACAGUAGGCUCCAUAAUAUCCAAUAUCCAUAACCCAUAUGCUAUAGCGGCUGGUCCUCCUGUUGUUGCUCGGUAUCUGGCAAGGAACAGGGGUUUGUACUUGCGCCGCUGGAUAUGAGCAUCAUCAUGUUGCAGUCCGAAGUCUGCUCUUCACCAUCAAUUCCUUCCCUGCGGAUCGAUCCGCGUGACAGUCCGUCGAUCUAGAGCAAUGGCGGCUCAAAGAACACGCUGUAUUUGAACGCGACACACUGUCAUCCUCGCCAUGCCAUUCAUGGCCCGGUGGCUUGGCUUUUGCCCAAUUGUCCUCCACUUCGCCUCGUAUUUUUGUGCUGCACAGUCCUCACAGAUUCCCUUACUGUCGGAGCCGUCCGUCGAGCAGUAUCAGCGCCAGUUUCAUGACUCUGCGACAACAAUCCAUCGCGCCGUGACGGAGGGCGGGGUAUUACAAGGCUUGGAGUGCGGUGCAUGCCAAGGAAUCCUCUACGCCCUCAAGGGUCUCGCCGCGGUCGGCGGAGAAGACGCCGUGCAAUCGGCUCUUCAUGGUGUCUGCGACCUUUUCGAUGUCUCGAUUCCCGAAGUGUGUCGAGGCAUUGCUGAUCUGCAAGGGCCGCCACUAGCGUAUAUGGUCCAGAACAUCGAUCCAGACAGCGAACAGGGCAAAUUGUUCUGCUACUCCGCCUUCAGCUUACAACUGUGCCCGAGGCCCGAGAUAGCCGCUUACGAGGUCAAGUUCCCGAAGUCGAAACCUGACAUCGUCAUCAGGCCAAAAGGAUCAGGUGAACUUGUCAACGUCGCUCAUCUGAGCGACUACCACGUGGAUUACCAGUACACCGCAGGGGGCGAAGCGCAGUGCGAUACGUUCCUUUGCUGUCGCGGAUUGAAUGUGUCGUCAAGUACCGUGACUCGCGCAGCGGGCAAAUGGGGAGACUACAACUGCGAUGGCAACGAGCUCUUGACCUCGAACCUGAUCAAGAGCAUCCCAAAAGUCAGCGGACAGCCGCGCAUGGCUAUUUUGACCGGCGACAUCGACCCUCACAACAUCUGGUCCGAUGAUGUGAACUUUACCAGCACCAACAUUGACCGUGCGUACACCGACCUUCAUUCUCUAUUUGACGCUCAAGGGGUCCCCCUUUACGCUGCCAUCGGGAACCAUGAUGCGGGACCAGUGAACCAAUAUGAUCUACCGUCAGAGUUCAACCCGCCCAUGAUUACCUACCUAUAUAAGCUUCUCGCCAACAAGUGGAACGGUUGGAUUCCGCAAAGUUCGCAAGAGAAAGUUGCCACGAAUGGUCACGGCUCCUAUUCGCUCGUCCUUGGUGACGCAGGGACGCUCCGCCUCAUCUCACUGAACACGAACCUCGCGUACAGUCUGAACUUCUACCUGUAUCCACGGACGAACGAGUCGGACCCGGCAGGUAUCCUGGAAUGGCUUGUCGACGAACUGCAAGCUGCCGAGGACAGCGGCCAGGCAGCAUGGAUUAUCAGUCACGUUCCGACCGCCGGUGGCGAUUCGCUGCAGGCCUUCUCCAACUACUUUCUCCAGAUCGUCAGGCGCUACAGCGAAACGAUCACCUUCAUCGGCGCCGGGCAUACCCACCGUGAUGAAUUCAAUGUCUUCUACAAUCGCACGUCGGACCCCAAGGAAGUGCAGAGAGCCGAUGCAAUCUCCUGGGCCGCUUGGGGUCCAUCAGCGACGCCAUACACGAAUCUCAAUCCCGGCUGGCGCGUCUACCGCGUCGACUCGGGCAGCUGGGAGAUCAUGGACAGCCUGACGUACAUUGCCAAUCUUGACCAAGCAGACUCAUUUGACGCGAAUGGCGGUCCGAACUGGCAUCUGGAGUACUCAGCGCGCGAGUACGUCCCCAACUGGGCGCCAGACGCACCUUUGAACGCGACAUUCUGGCACCAAGCAACGCUCAACUUCGAGCACAAUUUAACGGCGUUCGAUCGCUACUUUAUGCAUCGCUCCAAGUCGUCCGGCCUGGACGGUAGCUGCGCCGCUGGCGAGCAGUGCGCACAUGAUAUUAUCGCCAACUUGCGCACGAGCGAGUCGAGUUAUUGGACCAAGGCCAGCAGCAAUCAUGGCCUCGUCACGCUCCAACGCCAAAUCGAUUCACGCGGCAUCAACCCGCGCAGCGGACAGCAUUGGCAGCAGUCGCUGUGCUCGCCACAUGUAGCGUAGGAUGCGAGUGAUGCACUGCACUUGAGGCAUUAACACCAAGAUGUUGGGAUCGGGAGAGCGGAGGAGAGGGGAAUGCGCCUUCGGUAUGUUCGAGCCACCUGUGUUUGCCCGAUGGUUCCGCUGCAGACACCUGCUGCACCGAUACAGCGCUUCUUGUUCGCGUGCAGUUCGCAACAUCUCGCUUAUUGCUCGCUGCCUCGUCGGCGAUACGGGUUUCCGUAAGCGGCAACGGUGCGGAUCGUGGUGGGGCAUCUAUGGCUGUGGUCUCGAACAAGCGGCGGUAGACGACAGAAGCCAACGGGGAAAGCGAAGGUGGGGUACACUGUGCACCUCCAUAGGGUUGAGU